AAAAAGCGACGUACUGGGACAGGGGCGCGAUACACUGACUUGUGCUGGAGCCGAUCAUACUGGAAGAAAGCAACGAAGGCGAAGGAAGACGGGGCUGAAACGCAAAAGAGAAGAGCGAGAUGGAGGAAAAGACGAAUCCAGGAAUAAGCGGUGAUGCAAUGGAGAGGAUAUCAGAGAGGCUAUCGUCUUUGGAGAACCUAUACUUCCCUCGCGCUUUGCAAGCAGCUGCCGCCGACCCUUCUCAACGGAAGGCCAUCUUUUCCGACCUUCUCUCUCGAGACGUCACCCUUUUCUUAGAACGGUAUGGGUCCCUACUUACAAGCAAUGAACUGCGCGAGUUUGAUGCGCUGAAGUCUGACUAUGAAAUCAAUUGGCAUUUGAAGCGUCUUUGGAGCAUAAUGAGCCCAACAUCGGAGGAGUUGAGGAUGAGGUCAGUCCCUGUGAAGAACCGAAGGCGGGCAUACUUGGAUAAAUUGAUGUGCGAUGGAGACUACUUCUCGGAAGAUGCAAUGAGGGAGAGAGAGCCGUAUCUACAUCACGAGUAUGUGGGGAGAUUUCAGGACCAAAGCGGCAGAGGCAUGGCAAGGCCUGGAGAGCGGUGGUCGGAGACUUUGAUGAGGAGGUCAGAGGAAGCAUUCCUCGUUGCAAAAAUUAGAGGGGAGCAGCAGAGGUUAGGCGUGGCUGAAAGGGACUGGAUUGGUAAUGAGAGGAUUCAGAAGGAAGAGGAGGAGGAGGAGGAAGAAGAGAGGAGGAAUGUUACUCGUGAUAGACACCCUACUGCGGGUACAUUCUUUAAUUUAAUGUUGACCAAGUUGAAGGAGCUUCCCUUGGGGCGAUGAGAUGAUAAAUUUGAAACCUCAAUGACAUGUGAACUCUUGCAUGUUUGGUCAUAUGGUUUCAAGUUGGUUCUCAAUGAUGUCAUGGAAAUACUGAAGAUGACAAUGAACAUCGAAUUGUUUAAAUAUAAAACCAUUCACCUAUA
Molecule: messenger RNA, 982 nt
Organism: Neltuma alba
Lineage: Eukaryota; Viridiplantae; Streptophyta; Magnoliopsida; Fabales; Fabaceae
Product: coiled-coil domain-containing protein 97-like
Exons: 3
Coding region: 120-839 (239 amino acids)
Source: RefSeq, a predicted model, not a curated record